Molecule: messenger RNA, 1803 nt
Organism: Coprinopsis cinerea okayama7#130
Lineage: Eukaryota; Fungi; Basidiomycota; Agaricomycetes; Agaricales; Psathyrellaceae
Product: methylmalonate-semialdehyde dehydrogenase
Exons: 16
Coding region: 18-1649 (543 amino acids)
Biological process (GO): L-valine catabolic process; thymine catabolic process
Cellular component (GO): mitochondrion
Molecular function (GO): malonate-semialdehyde dehydrogenase (acetylating, [NAD(P)+]) activity; methylmalonate-semialdehyde dehydrogenase (acylating, NAD+) activity
Source: RefSeq, a predicted model, not a curated record
CUCUCCCCACUCCAACAAUGCCAGGCCCUCGCUUCGCCUUGCUCAGGUCAAUCGGUUCUCGUGGAAUUUCAACAACCGCACGUCUUCAGGCUCUCAGUGCCGCAGCUCGCCCGAAAGCCGAGCAAAUCUCAGCAGAGUGGAAAGGCACCAGCGCGACAGGGGCUAACACCAAGAACUUUAUUGGCGGCCAGUUUGUAGAAAGCAAGAGCACAGAAUGGAUAGAGGUGCAAGACCCUUCGACUCAAACUGUCUUGACCCGGGUUCCCCAAACCACCGAGACUGAGUUUGAGCAAGCUGUCGAUGCUGCAUCUCAGGCUUUCAAAACAUGGAGCAGGACGAGUCUCCUCACGCGUCAGAAAUUUGUUUUGGAACUCCAGCACCUGUUGCGCAAGAACGCGGAUGCAAUUGCAGCGAGUAUCGUAUUGGAGCAAGGAAAGACUUGGGCAGAUGCUCAUGGCGACUUGCUGCGUGGUCUGCAGGUGGUAGAGACCGCUGCCGGUAUUACCUCCAACCUGCUUGGCGACAAACUUGAAGUUACCAAGGACAUGGAUACCUAUGUUCGACGCGUCCCCUUGGGCGUCUGUGCCAGCGUUGCCCCCUUCAACUUCCCUGCGAUGAUUCCGUUAUGGACAAUUCCUUUGGCAGCGGUCACUGGUAACACUUUGGUUCUCAAACCUUCGGAACGAGACCCUGGUGCAGCUAUGAUGAUUGCCGAACUCUGCCAGCAAGCCGGCCUUCCUGACGGGGUGCUCAACGUUGUCCACGGAGGCGUUCCUACUGUCAAUGCCAUCUGUGAUCACCCAGCCAUUAAGGCUAUCAGCUUUGUGGGUGGUGACAAGGCUGGCAAACAUAUCUAUGACCGAGGUACACAAAAUGGCAAGCGUGUCCAGGCCAACCUUGGUGCUAAGAAUCAUGCAAUCUUGAUGCCUGAUGCCAACAAGAACCUUGCCCUGAACUCUAUUGUCGGUGCUGCUUUCGGAGCCGCUGGCCAGCGAUGUAUGGCUGUCUCUGUCGCUAUCCUCGUCGGCGACUCUCAGGCAUGGCUGCCGGAGCUGGUGGAGCGAGCAAAGAAACUGAAGGUUAGCGGGGGCUUCGAGCCAGGCGCUGAUUUGGGUCCAGUUAUUUCGCCCGCCGCUAAGGAGAGGAUUCUCGGUCUCAUCAGCUCCGCCGAAGCAGAUGGUGGCGAAAUUCUCCUCGAUGGUCGAAAUAUUUCUGUUCCCGAUUAUCCUGACGGAAACUUCGUUGGUCCUACUAUCAUCAAGGGUGGCGUCGGUAUGAAGUGCUACGACCAAGAGAUCUUCGGUCCUGUCUUGAUCGUCCUUCAAGCCGAGACUCUGGAUGAUGCCCUCGACAUCAUUAAUAACAACCGAUAUGGCAACGGUGCUGCCAUCUUUACUCAGUCGGGUGCGACCGCACGCAAGUUCGAGACUGAGGUCAACGUCGGCCAGCUUGGUGUCAACGUCCCCAUCCCUGUACCUUUGCCUAUGUUCUCAUGGAGUGGAAACAAGGCCAGUGUGUUGGGGGAUAUUGGUUUCUACGGCAAGAGCGGUAUCAACUUCUACACUCAGAACAAGACCAUCACCAGCCUAUGGAAGGCCGAAGACGCCCUUGGCAACCGAGCAUCCGUCAACAUGCCUACCCACCAUUAAACGGAUGGCGUCCUCCGACCAUCAGAGGGCCAAGGUAUCUAGUCGGAUUUCCCGAAAACAUCAUCGAGGAAGGCAUUGGAUAAUUUCACGCAUUGUUCGAAGCAGUCAUCGAAUCCACUCUGUACACCCAUAGACAAUCAAUUACAUUUAUUCU